Molecule: messenger RNA, 6085 nt
Organism: Aptenodytes forsteri (emperor penguin)
Lineage: Eukaryota; Metazoa; Chordata; Aves; Sphenisciformes; Spheniscidae
Gene: AP3D1
Product: adaptor related protein complex 3 delta 1 subunit
Exons: 34
Coding region: 1-4014 (1337 amino acids)
Biological process (GO): synaptic vesicle membrane organization; anterograde synaptic vesicle transport; neurotransmitter receptor transport, postsynaptic endosome to lysosome
Cellular component (GO): terminal bouton; membrane coat; presynaptic endosome
Source: RefSeq, a predicted model, not a curated record
AUGGGCACCCAUCACUCCAACUCAGGCACCCAUCGCCACGCUUGUGCCUGGGCCAGCAGCGAGGGGCAGGGACGUGCUGUAAGGCAGCAGCACCACAAGACCCAGUGCCCGACAGUGCCGGCUGCGCUCAGGCUGCCGCAGCCCCUUGCCUUGGCCGGGCACCGGGCGAACCCCUCCCCAUUUGGGGACGGGACGGUGGAGAUGCUGGAAUCCUGCUCUGGAGACAAAGCACCACCCACCCGCAGUGGGACAUGUCACCCCCCGGGCAGACCCACGUACAGGGACGAUGCGAGUGUUCAGCGUGAGGACGAGCUGCGGCCGCAGGAGAGCGGAACCACUGCCCGCCCUGUGCCCGCCUGCGUGGUGCUACCCGCGAGGCUCCGUGGCCGCCUGGCCACCACCCGUCACCCGGAGCAGCUCUCCCACGCUGCACAAAUUUUUGUUUGUUUUCCUCAGGCAAAAUACAUCUCCCAGUGCAUUGAUGAGAUCAAGCAGGAGCUGAAGCAGGAUAACAUUGCAGUGAAAGCAAAUGCAGUCUGCAAACUUACAUAUUUACAGAUGCUGGGCUAUGACAUCAGUUGGGCUGCUUUCAAUAUUAUUGAAGUCAUGAGUGCAUCGAAGUUUACAUUCAAAAGAAUUGGUUACCUAGCUGCCUCUCAGUGCUUUCAUGAAGGGACUGAUGUAAUUAUGUUGACUACUAAUCAGAUCCGAAAGGAUCUGAGUAGCCCUAACCAGUAUGAUACUGGAGUUGCACUGACUGGCUUGUCCUGUUUUGUUACUCCAGAUCUUGCCAGGGACUUGGCAAAUGACAUCAUGACACUGAUGUCUCAUACAAAGCCUUACAUCAGGAAGAAGGCAGUGUUAAUCAUGUACAAAGUUUUUUUGAAAUACCCAGAGUCCCUCCGUCCCGCGUUUCCUCGCCUUAAAGAGAAACUUGAAGAUCCAGAUCCUGGUGUGCAGUCUGCUGCAGUAAAUGUUAUUUGUGAGCUGGCUCGACGCAAUCCCAAAAACUACCUUUCCCUUGCUCCGCUCUUUUUCAAGUUGAUGACGUCGUCAACCAAUAAUUGGGUUCUCAUUAAAAUUAUAAAACUGUUUGGUGCUCUUACUCCGUUAGAACCUAGGCUGGGAAAGAAACUGAUUGAGCCUCUGACCAACCUCAUCCAUAGCACCUCAGCCAUGUCUCUCUUAUAUGAAUGUGUGAACACAGUAAUAGCAGUUUUGAUCUCUCUGUCUUCUGGGAUGCCUAAUCACAGCGCAAGCAUCCAGCUUUGUGUUCAGAAGUUAAGGAUAUUGAUAGAAGAUUCUGACCAGAACUUGAAAUACCUGGGACUGUUAGCUAUGUCCAAAAUCCUGAAAACGCAUCCUAAAUCAGUUCAAUCUCACAAGGAUCUCAUUCUCCAAUGUUUGGAUGACAAAGAUGAGUCUAUCCGACUCAGAGCUUUAGAUCUCCUAUAUGGCAUGGUAUCGAAGAAGAACUUGAUGGAGAUAGUGAAGAAACUGAUGAUUCACGUGGAUAAAGCAGAAGGGACGACAUACCGGGAUGAGCUGCUGACCAAAAUCAUAGAUAUUUGUAGUCAGUCCAAUUAUCAAUAUAUCACAAACUUUGAAUGGUACAUAAGCAUCUUGGUGGAGCUGACCCGGUUGGAAGGCACACGACAUGGGCAUCUUAUAGCAGCUCAGAUGUUAGAUGUAGCUAUCAGAGUUAAAGCUAUUCGUAAAUUUGCAGUUUCUCAAAUGGCCAUGCUUCUGGACAAUGCUCAUCUCAUAGCCAGCAACACCCAGAGAAAUGGGAUCUGUGAGGUGCUUUAUGCUGCUGCUUGGAUAUGUGGGGAGUUCUCUGAACACCUCGAGGAAGCAAACCAAACUUUAGAAGCGAUGUUGAGGCCUAAAGUUACAACUCUACCAGGCCACAUCCAGGCAGUUUAUGUCCAGAACAUGGUGAAGCUCUAUGCAUCCAUCCUACAGCAGAAAGAGCAAUCUGGGGAAAAGGAAGCAGCUCAGGAAAUUACACAGCUGAUGAUUGAGCGUUUGCCUCAGUUUGUACAGAGUGCAGAUCUAGAAGUUCAAGAGAGGGCUUCUUGCAUCUUGCAACUAAUAAAAUAUAUUCAGAAGCUACAAAUAAAAGAAGUACCUGUAGCUGAGGAAGUAAUAGCCCUGUUUGCUGGUGAGCUGAACCCUGUGGCUCCUAAAGCGCAGAAGAAAGUACCGGUUCCAGAGGGCUUGGACCUUGAUGCCUGGAUCAAUGAACCUCCAUCAGACAGUGAGUCUGAAGAUGAAAAGCCCAAAACAAUUUUUCAUGAUGAGGAACAAAGGCAUUCCAGACAUAGACAGCCAGAAAUAGAUGAAGAGGAACUGGCCAGACGUCGAGAAGCCCGGAAACAAGAACAGGCAAACAACCCAUUUUAUAUUAAAAGCUCUCCUUCCCCACAGAAGCGAUACCAAGACACUCCAGGUGUGGAACAUAUACCUGUGGUCCAGAUCGACCUUUCUGUCCCCUUAAAAGUUCCAGGAAUGCCUAUGUCUGACCAGUAUGUGAAACUGGAAGAAGAGCGAAGACAUAAACAGAAACUGGAGAAAGACAAGAAAAAGAAAAAACAGAAAAAGGAGAAGAGAGGUAAACAUCAUCGCCAUAACUCUCUGCACACGGAGAGUGAGGAGGAUAUUGCUCCAGCUCACCAUGUCGAUAUCAUAACAGAAGAGAUGCCAGAGAAUGCUUUGCCCAGUGAUGAAGAUGACAAAGAUCCCAAUGAUCCAUAUAAGGCACUUGAUAUAGAUCUGGAUAAACCUUUAGCAGACAGUGAGAAGCUGCCAGUGCAGAGACACAGAAAUGUUGAGACCCUGAAGUCACCAGACUCGGAAGCUCCCCUAGUAGAGAAGAAGAGCAAGAAACCCAAAAAGAAGGAAAAGAAACACAAAGAAAAAGAGAGAGACAAAGGAAAGAAGAAAGAGAAAGAGAAAAAGGUAGUAGAGGAGGAAGAAGGAAAAAAGGGGGAAGACUUGGAUUUCUGGCUCUCCACUGCUCCACUGCCUGCUUCCACUACCCAGCCACAGAGUGAGCCUGAAGUGGGUGCUGCUGUUGUGGCUGAACCUCAAGAGGUAAAAAAGGAAGAAAGGGAAGAGCGAGAGGAGGAGGAGGAGGAGGAUGAAGAAAAUAAAUCGUCCAAGCAUAAGAAGAAAAAGCACAAGAAAGAGAAAGAAGAGAAAUCAAAGGAUAAAAAGAAGUCCAAAAAGAAGAGUCAUCGCAGUGAGGAAGAGACAACAGAGUCGGUACAGAAUGGAACACUAGAUGAUGAACCACUACCACCUAUGUCCAGUUACUGCCUUCUCGCUGAAAAUCCAUACAUUAAAAUGACCUAUGAUAUUCAAGGAAACCUCCAGAAUGAUAGUCAAGUUACUGUCUCUGUUAUCUUUGAAAACAAAAGCACUAGCUUCCUUAAGAGCAUGGAACUAAAUGUCCUGGACUCUCUCAACACUAAAAUGCUCCGACCAGAAGGAUCAUCAGUACAUGAUGGGAUACCUGUGCCCUUCCAGCUACCCCCUGGAAUCUCUAAUGAAGCCCAGUUUGUGUUUACACUUCAGAGUAUUGUUAUGGCUCAGAAGUUAAAAGGAACAUUGUCCUUUAUAGUCAAAAAUGAUGAAGGUUCAACCCAUGAAAAACUAGAUUUCAAAUUGCACUUCAGUUGCGCUUCAUACUUGAUCACGACGCCUUGCUAUAGUGAUGCUUUUGCCAAGCUCCUAGAGUCUGGAGAUCUGCACAUGAGUUCUAUUAAAGUAGAUGGAAUUAGCAUUUCUUUCCAACAUCUACUGGCAAAGAUCUGUUUUCAUCAUCAUUUUUCAGUUGUGGAACGCGUUGAUUCGUGUGCAUCAAUGUACAGUCGUUCUAUCCAAGGCCAUCACGUCUGCCUACUGGUAAAAAAGGGAGAGAACUCUGUAUCCAUAGAUGGGAAAUGUAAUGAUUCCACCCUGCUUAGCAACUUGUUGGAUGAGAUGAAAGAGACAUUGUCCAAGUGCUGAAUAUUCCUUAUAAAAUAUUCCAACUACAAGAAACACACCUAAUGCGUAAAGAUGAGCAGACCCAAGUGUUAAGUUUCUCCCUCGUACGCAUGUACUAUCCUGGGGCACGUGCUUUUCAGUUAACUCCACCAUUGUUUGCAGUUUAGACAUUUUAAGGCUGUAUGUUACCUUUUUAUUUCAAAACUUUUUACAAACUGUGGUGUUAACCCUUUCUAGCCCAAAGAGAUCCUGGUGACAUGACUGGAGGAGGGAGGGAGGGAGGGGCGCUAUUUAUUCAGCAGCUCGUGAUGAUCCCAUAAACCUUGCCAUCUGCGUGGGAUGGUGGACUAAGCAGGAUUUUAUCAACAGUAGCACAGAGUCUGUUGCUUGUGCUUAUUGCCAGGGAAGGUUGACUUGGUCCUUAACCAUGGAAUGUGUCUUCAGGGCUGCUGUAGUUGAUGUAUAUUUCUAGCAGAGGCUGGUGCUGGACCUGAAGGCCUCUUCUUUUUUUUUAUAUAUGAUUUAUUACUAUUAUUAUUAUUGUUGUUGUUAUCUCAAGAUCUAUUGUGAUCAGCAUAUAAACAUCCUCCAUCUCCUUGAGCUAAUCCAAAUGUGCCCUGUGAGAACUGGGAUGUCUGAGUUUCUGUUUAUAGUAGUUGCCUUGAGCCUUAACCUUCUUUUAGUGACAGCUGAAAGAGAGUGAAUGCAUGAAACGGGCUGGAAGUGUUACUGUUUGGUUCUCUGCUCCUGUUGACCACCCGCGCAAAUGGAGUCUAUCAUGCCUCUCCCCUUUGAGCAGUCUCUGCUGAUGUGUUUUAUGAGUCCACUUCAAUUUCACAUUCCUGAAAAGUUAGGGUGUAGCAAGAAACUGGAAAUCCAAAGGGGUCUGUUCCUGCUUUUUUAUCAUUUUGCUCACCAGCUGAGGUUGACCACUACCAGGUUAGAGAAACGCCCACAUGUGUAAUCCCUCCUGCUCUGAACAGGUUGCAGAUAGAGCCCUGUUCCCUCCCUCUGUGCUGUGAAAUCAGAGAUGUCGUGCUGUCUCAGUUGUCCCCGUAGUGUCCCACGGCCCUGCCCUCGCAGCACUGGAUGCAGAUUUAGCAGCGCAAGUGUAACUGGGUCCCUGCAGCAGAACUCUCCCUGCCCGGGUGGCAGGAGGGAGGGGUUGGUGAGGAGCUGCAGACUUGUCCCUGUAGCAGGUGACUUUAGAGGGAAGAAAGGGAGGGUCUACAAAGUGAAGCCCAUUCUGCACUAUUGAAAUCUUUUGGAAUCACUGACUGGAAGGGGAUGUCACUGUGUCCUUUACAGAGAUGCUUAAUUGAUGUCCUUCUCCAAAAUAUCUUGCUUUUGUGUAUUUUGGGUUCCCCCCCGCCCAGUUCUUGCUGUUCCAUCCCCAGCAAACUGAGAACACUCUAGAACGGUUUUUCUUUGAGGCACGGGUCAAGAAUGGUUGGUUGCUGUUACCGAAAGGGUCCCCAGGGAGGAGCUGGGUUGGUCUGCGCUUCUCCAGCACCGCCACCGCUCCGACGGGCGUCAGCAAUGCCCGGGUGAACUACAGCCCUACGCAGGGAACAGGAUAAAGUGUUGAUCUUAUCCUUUGGGUGAAUGUCCUGUACUUUAAGCGUGUCUUGUGCUCUUCACACCCUUCCCAUAUUAGGGUAUUGUUGCAAAGGCUCUGCUGUGGUUUUAUUGCUAGGACUGGCUUCGUAUUCUGACCGCACUUGUGCGCUGCAGGAAUUCGUUUGCGGCAGGCUUCACUGCUGGUGAAGUGGUAGGUUUUGGUAUUGGUCAACCUCCCUUGGUUAGCCAGUUUGUGUAUUAGAAACUGAACAUAUUAAAAUUGUCUUAAAGGAUAAUGUUCCUCAAUUAGUGUUUUUUUUAAUUCAUGGAUGAAAACUGUCACUCUAGCAUGUAGAGUCUUCUCUUAUGGAAUCCUGUGCAGUGAUUCUAGAAUUUUGAAACUGUAUGAUGUGUUACAUUCACAAAUUUAUUUGCUAUCAACAUUCCCUUAAAAAAAAAAAAAAGAAAAAACAACAUACCACAAGCUGCUGUAAUGAUUUUGUGUCAAGAUGAUCCAAUAAACUUUCAAAAC